Molecule: messenger RNA, 1965 nt
Organism: Tarenaya hassleriana
Lineage: Eukaryota; Viridiplantae; Streptophyta; Magnoliopsida; Brassicales; Cleomaceae
Product: probable carboxylesterase 16
Exons: 2
Coding region: 349-1692 (447 amino acids)
Molecular function (GO): hydrolase activity
Source: RefSeq, a predicted model, not a curated record
CCUUAGUUUUAGCCCUUCUUCGUCUUCAUCCUCUUCUCCUUUGCAGAUUCCAAAUAGUACAGAAAUCACACCUCGGCUUGAUCAAUUUCAUGUUUGUUUCAUCUAACCUCUUAUUGAUACUCGAUUCCAACCAUCUCGAAAGGAAGAAUCUGCAGCUGUACCCAUCUGUUUCCUCCGGAAAUCGCCGGAAUCGAGGAUUUCCAAGCUGCGGAAACCCUAGCGCCACGGCCAUAGAUGUGAUCUCCCACAUCGGAUUAGUUUUCGGAAAUCAAUAUAUCGAUCUCGGCAAAAAGGAAGAAGAGAAGCGAGAAGCUUGCGGGGGAAAAGUUCGAUUUUUUCGGGAGGGAAAUGCCAAGCGUAGCCGUGAAGCUUUAUAGCGUGUUCUUCAAGCUACUUUUGAAACACCGCUUCCAGAAUCUGGUCUCGGUUUCGGCUGACGGUUCGUCGGAUCUAUUCGGGAUCUCGACACGGCCCGACGAAUCGGUCGCCGCCGCGAAUCCGUCGUUCACGGACGGUGUUGCCACGAAGGACAUCCACAUCGAUCCAUUGACGUCUCUAUGUGUUCGUAUCUUUCUACCCGAAUUUGCUCUUUCUCCGCCUGAACCUGAUCACAGUAAUCUACGCCACAGGGACAAUCACCGUCAACCCAGAUCCGAUCGGAGACACAGUAAUGGCCCUCCCAUUCGAAAUUCUCCGGCGCCAACGGGGGAAGAAUCUAGAAGGAACGGAUAUGGUUUCAGAAACGACACUGUAGAAGCGUACAGAGGAUAUUCGCCAUCUCCUAAGGGGAGUUGUCGGAAACUUCCGGUGAUGUUACAGUUUCACGGCGGAGGAUGGGUCAGCGGAAGCUGUGAUUCGGCGAGCAAUGAUUUCUUCUGCCGGAGAAUCGCCAAGCUAUGUGACGUCAUCGUCUUGGCUGUCGGAUACAGGCUUGCACCGGAGAAUAGGUACCCGGCUGCGUUCGAAGACGGGAUAAAGGUGCUGCAUUGGCUUAAGAAACAGGCUAAUUUGGCAGAAUGCUGCAAGUCUGUAGGCAAUCAGCGUGCCAAUGGCGUUGAGUUCAAGAAACAUGACUUUCAGCGCCACAUAGUUGAUCCCUUUGGAGCUUCCAUGGUUGAACCUUGGCUUGCGGCUCAUGGCGAUCCUUCUAGAUGUGUGCUACUAGGGGUGAGCUGUGGGGGGAACAUAGCAGACUAUGUGGCUCGGAAAGCAGUCGAAGCUGGGAAGCUUAUGGAGCCUGUGAAGGUUGUGGCUCAAGUUUUAAUGUACCCAUUUUUCAUGGGAAGCGUCCCGACACAGUCUGAGAUAAAGUUGGCAAACUCUUACUUCUACGACAAGUCCAUCAGCCUUGUCGCCUGGAAACUCUUCUUGUCAGAGAAGGAAUUCGACUUGGAUCACCCGGCAGCCAACCCGCUCGAACCCGGACGAAGUGGACCACCCCUCAAGCUCAUGCCGCCUACUCUCACAGUUGUGGCGGAGCAUGACUGGAUGAGAGACCGAGCCAUCGCUUAUUCCGAGGAGCUGAGGAAGGUGAACGUUGAUUCUCCAGUUUUGGACUACAAAGAUGCGGUUCAUGAGUUUGCUACACUUGAUAUGCUCCUCAAGACGCCUCAGGCUCAGGCUUGUGCUGAAGACAUUGCCAUCUGGGUGAAGAAAUACAUCUCACUUCGUGGUCACGAGUUCUCUUACUGAUUUGUUAAUAAUAAAAAAAGGUGAGCGCCCAUGUUUUGAGUUAUUAUCUUGUUUGGUAUGUAAGAUAGGAAGUGAUUGAGAUUUUUGCACCAUUGUCAAUUUUUUAAUUUUUUAAUUAAGUUGUACGUAAUAAAUCAGGGAGCUCUAAACGCGAUGUUUGCUGUUGUUUUGGUAGAAAAUGAAAGGGUUCACAAGAUCACGGGGUUAGACCGUUAGAUUAUCUAUUAUUGUAUUAACUUAAUCCGUUGAGAAUAUAUCAACAUUAGAACAUAA